Molecule: messenger RNA, 831 nt
Organism: Ostreococcus lucimarinus CCE9901
Lineage: Eukaryota; Viridiplantae; Chlorophyta; Mamiellophyceae; Mamiellales; Bathycoccaceae
Exons: 2
Coding region: 1-831 (276 amino acids)
Source: RefSeq, a predicted model, not a curated record
AUGCGACGACGGAGGAUUCGCGUGGCGCCGAGCGCGGGAUCGCGGGACGACGACGACGCGGGAUGGGAUGAGGGACCGAUCGGCGGCGACGAGGACGACGCGCGCUGGGGCGGGGCGCCGACGAAGUCGCGAGAGGACGACGGGGACGAUUGGUUCGGAAGCAUGACUUCGAUGGACGUAGACGCGUAUGGGGACGUAAUGAUGGGCGGUAAGCGUUCGAGCGGGUCGACGGCGUCGUCCGCCGCCGAUGACAUCAUCGACGGCGCGAACGACUGGUUCAACAACAACGACGACUGGUUCGAGCCGCAGUACAAGGAAGUGAACGCGCCGCCGGGAACGAUGCUGGAAAAGGUUCAACGCAUGACUCUGAACGAACCGUCGGACUUUAGCUUCAAGGAUGGGGAGUAUUUUGACUUGAUGGGAUACGUCAAGCACAAGACGGAUAACGAGUUUUGCUUGGUGCUCGAGGUGGCGGAACGCGCGCGAGAACGCAAGCUCGAAAGAUCCGAGAGUUUAAGCGGCACCGGGCCGCGUUUGCCCCCGAUUCAACAGGCAAUCGCGGAUUUAGCGCUCGAGAUCGAGUUGAGCGGAGGCAAGACGUCGGCGUACUUGGCGAUGCGAGAAGCCGCCGAUCGGGCGCGCUUGCGCUACGAGCUUCAACAGGCUUCGUGGUGUUGGGACAAGUACUCCGAAGACUCCAUGCGCGCAUUGGGUGUGAGUGAAAAGGCGGAGCAGAUGCUGCACCAAGGCGAGCGCAUCGACGAAGCUAUGGAUUUCGAGCGGGAACUCAUGAUUGAGGACAUGAACGACUCGGGCACUCGACGAUUCUAA